AAAACAACGGGGGCGAGAAGGAGACUGUCCACCGGAGCCAGCCUAAUGCUAGCAGCAAAGCAAUACAGUGAGCACGGUGAAAGUCUCUCAGCUAUGACAAUACCCGGCGGCGUGCAACGGAUCCUCCCUGUCCCGGCCGUGCUCUUCAUCCGCCGCCCGGGCGCGCCUUUCGGCAACGCGAUGCACGAGCGCUUCCGCGUGCUGGAGCUGCCCUCGCCGGCCUCGAGCGAGCAGGCAGCGGCUUUCCUCGCCGCCGCCGCGGCAGAGCCGGACCCGCCUCGCGCCGCGGUCGUCAUGGGAGGCGGCGCCGUCCGCGCGGACGCGGCGUUCCUCGACGCCGUCCCCUCGGUCCGCUGCCUCGUCAGCACGGCAGCGGGCGUUGACCACAUCGACCUCGCCGAGUGCGCGCGCCGCGGCGUCGCCGUCGCCAACUCUGGGACAGUCUACUCCGCCGACGUCGCAGACCACGCCGUCGGCAUGCUCAUCGACGUGCUUCGCCGCGUGUCGGCGGCGGGGCGGUUCGUCGGGCGCGGGCUAUGGCCGCUGCAGGAGGGCGAGUACCCUCUCGGCUCCAAGCUAGGGGGCAAGCGUGUGGGCAUCAUCGGAUUGGGGAACAUUGGUUCGCUGGUUGCAAAGAGGCUGGAAGCUUUCGGCUGUGUCAUCUGCUACAAUUCCAGAAGACGCAUGGACUCAGUCUCCUACAGAUACUUCUCCAACGUUCAGCGUCUUGCUUCCGAAUCAGACGUGCUCGUUGUCGCAUGCGCACUGAACAAAGAGACACGCCACAUUGUGAAUGAGGAUGUCCUGGAGGCCCUGGGGAAGGAUGGGGUCGUCAUAAACAUUGGCCGAGGCGCAAGCAUCGACGAGGCGGCCUUAGUCAGCGCGCUGAAAGAGGGAAGGAUCGCUGGAGCUGGGCUCGAAGUCUUUGAGAACGAACCCAAGGUGCCUCCGGAGCUCAUGUCCAUGGACAGUGUGGUGCUGACGCCUCAUUCAGCGGUUUUCACGACGGAGUCGAGGGCGGACCUGUGUCAGCACCUGAUUUGCAACCUGGAAGCGUUCUUUGCCGCCGCAAUAAUGGGUGAUAGACGUGAUUGGAUGUAUGAAGGUUUCAAGAAGGGUGGGUGUCACACAAGUGAAUGGUUUGCCAAGACGCAGAUGUUUCUGAACCAUGCAGCUGCUUUGUCACAAAUAGAUAAUAUUAGGUGUCCAUGCAAUAAAUAAAUAUGACGAGCCACACCAAGAGGCAGGUCACACUACACCUGUGCUCGCAUGGUUUUGUGCCAGGCUAUAAGGUCUGGUAUCUCCACGGGGAGUCACGCCUUGAACGAGCAGCAGAAGUAGAAGUUGAUGACGAUGAAGAUGAUGUUGAUAGAAUGGACCAGAUGCUUGAGGAUUCAGGCUACAAACCUGUAUUUUUAAAAGCAUCCGGAAGAAGCAGGCCCCUUGAAUAAAAAGGAAGGGUCCUCAAACAUAUAUUUGACUGAGGAUCAAUAUCUAGAGGUUA
This is a messenger RNA of Zea mays, 1504 nucleotides long. Its product is annotated as glyoxylate/hydroxypyruvate reductase HPR3. NCBI's taxonomy places the organism in Eukaryota, Viridiplantae, Streptophyta, Magnoliopsida, Poales, Poaceae. Gene Ontology annotation, molecular function: glyoxylate reductase (NADPH) activity; hydroxypyruvate reductase [NAD(P)H] activity; NAD binding. The record is from RefSeq and is a predicted model, not a curated record. The coding region runs from base 46 to 1221 and encodes 391 amino acids. Gene Ontology annotation, cellular component: cytosol. The transcript has 3 exons.